This is a messenger RNA of Aspergillus sclerotioniger CBS 115572, 525 nucleotides long. RefSeq lists its product as uncharacterized. Gene Ontology annotation, molecular function: dipeptidase activity. The record is from RefSeq and is a predicted model, not a curated record. Lineage: Eukaryota; Fungi; Ascomycota; Eurotiomycetes; Eurotiales; Aspergillaceae. The coding region runs from base 1 to 525 and encodes 174 amino acids. The transcript is spliced from 4 exons.
AUGAUUAUACAGGUGUAUACAGGAAUUAUAAUAUUAAGACAACAUAUUCAGAAGAAUUAUGCGGAGGGGCUGUUUAAUGUUAGGGCAAUGAUGGUGAAGGAUGUGAAAGAGUUGAGGGAGAGGGUGGAGAGGGUGUUUUAUAACGCUGCGGGCGCGACGGGGUGUAAGGUUGAGUUGGAGUGGUUCGCGCUUUACGAGGACGUCGUGACGAAUGAUACCCUUGCGGAGCAGUACAGACAAUAUAUGCUGCAGUAUUUGGGUUUGCAGCCGGAGCAGAUGGUAUCAGUGAAGGAGACUAGGACGGUUCAUGACUUGCUGGGAAGCUCCUUCUGCGAGGCAGUGCAAGAUUAUGUUGUACAUGAGAAAGCACUUCGGGCCGGAAAGGCUAAUGCUCUGAUAUCGCUGGAUAUGUUGAUAAACGACGCUUUUGCUACGAGGAUGAAGGAGGACUUUAGGGCGGCGAUGAAGGACGCUGGGCGUUUGUCUGAGUGGCAUGACCUAGCAAGAAGCGUAGCAACUAUUUAA